UACCUGUGAUAAAGUUAAUGUUUUAAAACUUGUUCUGCUUAACGUAAACAGAAAAGAUACGAAUUGGAAAUUCCCUUUAAGAUAUAAACUUUUUUAAAUUAAUUAACGAUUUAUAGGAAUAAGAUCGUCACAGGUAAAGGUAAGAUUUGCAUAUAAAAUCAGCACCUGUUCAACAGGCUUUCAGUUAAGUAAACUAAACGAAUUCAUAAUGAACAAAUACGGAUUUUUAUUGUUUGUUGCUUUGGUGGCCGCAGCCUCGUCAGCUGUCAUAAAGGGUGUAACACCAGACGAACAAAAAGAAUUUCAAGGUGUCCACAAAUUUUGCCAAUCACACCCAGAAACCCACAUUGACGAAGAAUUGAUCGGAAAAUUGAUCAAAGGCGAGUUCAUCGAAGAUGAACAAUUAAAAGUGCACAUGGUUUGUAUGUACCAAGGUUUCAAAAUGAUGCAUUACGGUCUUCUUAAGGACAACAUCAGACAAAGAUGGUCUAAGCAUUACGAUGGCGAAUAUUUGGCCAAAUUGGAGCACUGUUUGAUUGAAAAGGAAUCUCCUGAAGAAACUGCCUGGAACUUUGUUAAGUGCGAGCACGGCAUUGUUGGAUCUUUGUAUGCAUAAGAAUACAACAAAUUGUAAUUUAAAAACUUCCGGUGGUACUUAUAGAGCAAUAAAGUUUUUCUUCGGCUUUAAAAUGAAAGACUUAUGGU
Molecule: messenger RNA, 705 nt
Organism: Brassicogethes aeneus
Lineage: Eukaryota; Metazoa; Arthropoda; Insecta; Coleoptera; Nitidulidae
Source: the annotation of a GenBank genome assembly